Messenger RNA from Drosophila takahashii, 1422 nucleotides. Lineage: Eukaryota; Metazoa; Arthropoda; Insecta; Diptera; Drosophilidae. The record is from RefSeq and is a predicted model, not a curated record.
GCAGUCAGUCAACACAACACAGUGCAUCCAAUUAACUUACUUGUUCUUGAAUGAAAAACUAUUAUAACUAAAUAGUAAUGGCGGCUACUAAUAUUCCCGACUGGGUUACUGCGGAACUCUUUGAGGAUGUGCUCAAGAAAAGUGUGGAAGGAUACUCCAAAGUAAAGAGUUUCAAGGCGGACUCGGGAUCUGCGGCUGGAGAAAACUAUGCCACCAUUAUGGUACGAGUUAAGAUCGAAGUGGAGCUAAAGGGUAAGUUAGUGGAUGGAAAAACCAAGCAGGUGUCCUACAUGGUAAAGUUGCCUCACCAGGGUGAAGUGUUCAAGGAGAUGAUGGAAAAAUCAAACGUUUUCGACAUCGAACGGUGCAUGUACAACGAGGUGGUUCCCGAAAUGGAGGCUCUCUAUAAGGCAGAGAAUGUAAAUGUUACUUUUGGCGCCAAGAGUUACAAUCUUAAGAACGCCAAGACUGACUAUGUGGCGCUGGAGGAUCUGGGCGCCAAGGGAGUUAAGAACGCUGAUCGCCUGGAAGGAUUCGAUCAAACUCACACCGAAAUGGUGCUCCUGAAGUUGGCCCAAUGGCAUGCUGCAACGGCUGUGCGGAUUGCCACAAAGGGCCAGUAUCCCGAUAUCGUAUUACAUGGCUUCUACAAGGAGGAGAACCGGCCGAUGAUGACUGGAAUGAUUAAAGGAAUUGGUGGGAAUUUCGUAAAAAGUUGCGCCACCUACAAAGGUCACGAAGAAUACAUAGAUAAAGUCAAAGCCCUAACUGAUGUUUUUGUCGAUAAAAUGUUCGAGUUUGCCAAAGUCGACCCCACGGAGUUUAAUGUGCUGAGCCAUGGCGAUACCUGGGCCAACAACAUCAUGUUCCAGUACGAUGCCUUCGGAAAGGUCAAGGAGGUUUUCCUGGUGGACUACCAGCUGCCCAGGUACGGAACUGUGGCCCAGGACCUGCUCUACCUCCUGAUCUCCUCCACAAAACUGGAGGAUAAGCUGUCGAAAUUCGAUCACUACAUAAGGGUGUAUCACGAGCAUUUGGUGGAGCACCUUAAGAUCCUGAAGUACUCAAAGGCUAUUCCCAGUCUGAAGGACAUUCACUUGGCGAUCAUCAAGAAUGGAUUUUUCGCAUAUUCCGUGGCCAGUGGUACGAUGGCCGCCGUUCUGUUGGAUCGUACGGAUAAUGCCAGCUUUGAGACGUUUGCAAGUGACGGUGAAGAGGGAGUUAAUUUCCAGAUGCGUCUAUUUAACAGUCCCCGGUACCGGAAACACAUCCAGGUGGUGUUGCCUUGGCUGCUCAAUCGUGGCGCCCUGGAACUGAAUUAGUAAUAUAACUUCACAGACCAAAAACUACAUUAGCAUUUCAACAUAUUUAUGUUAUAUUUGUAAUAUUAUAUUUGUAGUAUUUGUAAUUACAAUAAAUAGU